This is a messenger RNA of Nicrophorus vespilloides, 3749 nucleotides long. It is a transcript of the gene Tbc1d8-9, whose product is annotated as TBC1 domain family member 9. Gene Ontology annotation, molecular function: calcium ion binding. Lineage: Eukaryota; Metazoa; Arthropoda; Insecta; Coleoptera; Silphidae. The transcript is spliced from 13 exons. Bases 304 to 3669 code for a protein of 1121 amino acids. The record is from RefSeq and is a predicted model, not a curated record.
CCGUCAUAUGUUUACCUGUCUAGUUUAUCUGUCAUAAUUAUACAUUUUAUCGUCGAUUUGUUUCGUAUCCGAUGUUCGGCGUUUUAUCUGGUCGCAGGAUUAUCUUAAAUCGUGCGACGCAUUCGGAAAAUGCAGUGUUUCCCAUUUAAAAUGUACACAAAUAUCAAAUAGCAGAUGUCCUUUGAGCUGCAUUCAUUCUGACGUUAUUUGAUUUUACUCUGCACGUAGUUUUUUUUUUCGUUUGCUUCUACUCUUCAUAAUUUUCUUUGUAUAUUGUUUAAAAAAGGUCGUGGCGGUUGAAAUAUGUGGGUGAAACCGUCCGAGGUCCUGCUGGCGCACACCCUUUGGGAAACCGAGAAGGCAUCCAUCUAUUUCAUACUGCAACACCGCAAAGGCCAUGGCAACUCCAGAGGCCUGUCAUCACUGCUUGUUGGCACCAUGGACAGUAUUUUUGAUACCAAGCCACCACCGUAUCGCAUCCUCCAUCAGACACCAACCUCAGAAGUUUAUUAUCAAAUAGCAUGUUCAAUGACACAGCAGGAGAUAUUAGCCGAUUGGGAAUGGCUUUUGGCUAACGUCUCCGAAACGCUGGGAUCUUUCGAUAAAGAGGACGACAUCACGGAUUUUGUCAAAUGCAAAGUGGAAUCUGUCCUGGCCACAACGCAGGAAGGUCACGAAGUAGAUGAUGAAGACACGAAGCGAUUCAAGGCCACCGCCGAUAAAUUCAGCCGGAUCUUCUGUAUCGGUCGUGAGGAGAAGCUUGUGAAUUACUAUUCAUGCAGCUUUUGGAAAGGCAAACUUCCCAGGCAAGGUUGGCUCUAUUUAUCGGUAAACUAUUGCUGCUUCCAUGCGCUCAUAUUGGGCAUCGAAACAAAACUCCGUUUCCGGUGGUCGGACGUAAUUGAUGUGGCGAAGACGAACAGUUUACUGUUCCCCGAUUCCAUAAAAGUUAGCACGCGCGACAAGGAUUACUACUUCAGCAUGUUCAUCAGGAAAAACGAUACAUUCAGCUUAAUGGAACAAUUGAUCGAUCUGGCUAUGAAAAGUUUGAUUGACGAUAAGAGGAGUUACAACGAAGACAAGGAUUUGCUGAACAAACUAAGCAAGAACGUUCCGAAGAAGGCGUCGUUCCUGAAGAGGGAUUUGGAUGCGAGGGUGCAGUCCGAGGCAUAUCGUGUCGUGUUCCGUCUACCCUCAAACGAGAAACUAGACGGCUGCAUCGAUUGCACCCUGCUCACGCCGUUCAAUAAAAAACACGUCGUGGGACGUUUGUUUUUAUCGCAGAAUUACAUUUGCUUUGAUAGCCGGGUAAGAGUGAAGGAAUUAGUUAGCCUGGUGCUGCCGCUACGGGACGUUAAGCUCGUGGAGAAGAUUGAGAAUAACGCGACGAACAGUUCGCUGGAGAAGGCUAUCAUCAUAACUUGCGCGAAUAAAAUCAACAAGAGCAACUUCCUGUUUGCGCAAAUCUCCGAUCGCGACUUCUUGGUCGACAAAAUCUCCGAGUUGUUAAGCAGAACCAACGCGAGCAUGAAUGAGGGAUUAAAUGGGGCUGGUGAUGAGAAUCAAUUGUCUGCGGGUAGCGGCGAUCAAUGGAAAUGCGAGCCGCCUCUGAUGACUCUAUUCCCGUUGGACGUCAUUCCUCAGGUGGCCAAGGAUCAAGAGAAAAAGGAAAAGGAAUGGGAGCUGCACUUCAAUAUUUAUGGUCGCGGUAUUUCCAUGUACAAAACCACAGAAGUUGCAAAAUUGGUACUGGAAGGAAUUCCGGAUAAGCUUAGGAUGGACAUUUGGAUGUCUUUCUCAGGUGCUGCCAAUAAGAAGUCUAUGAAUCACGGCUAUUACCGUAAGAUGGUGGAUAAGGCUUUGGUACAGCAUUCGACGGCGAACGAGGAGAUCGAAAGAGAUUUACAUCGCUCCUUGCCGGAACAUCCAGCUUUCCAGAACAAAGUUGGUAUAAACGCUCUUCGUCGUAUUUUGUGUGCAUACGCGUUGCGUAAUCCAAAUAUCGGAUAUUGCCAGGCCAUGAAUAUCGUGGCUUCUGUACUGCUGAUCUACUGCUCGGAAGAGGAGGCCUUCUGGCUACUCACCACACUCUGUGAGAAUCUUCUGCCCGAUUAUUACAACACACGGGUUAUCGGGGCGAUGGUCGACCAAGGCAUCCUCGAAAUCCUGAUCGCCGAGUACUUGCCAAAUUUGCACGUGAAAAUCCAGCAUCUAGGUAUGAUCAAAAUGAUCUCGUUAUCGUGGUUCUUGACCAUAUUCCUCUGCGUCAUGCCGUAUGAGAGUGCAGUAAACGUGGUAGAUUGUUUCUUCUAUGACGGUGCCAAAGUCAUAUUCAUGACUGCCCUCAUGAUACUGAAUUGGAACGAGGAAGAUUUGCUCAAAUGUAAAGACGAGGGGGAGGCCAUGCAAAUCCUCGCAGACUACCUCAGCGGAGUCUACAACGACGAAGGCAGAGGCUCUAUCCGAAACAAAAGCUACGAUGAUCAAAAGAGGAAAAUGUCGAUACAGACGUUGAUCUAUCAAGCUUACACGAAAUACGGUUACAUAAGUACCGGGCAAAUCGAGCAGCUAAGGUUAAAGCAGCGUUUGAAGGUGGUUCAAGAGAUGGAGGAUAAUUCAGAAAAGAAUAUUAUUCGUUGCAUAAUAGGAGAUGGCUACCUUUCAACGGUGGAAUUAAAAGAUUUGCUGAGUAUUGUUAGGGAGGAGAUUCUAAGUCAAAAGCAGCCGAUGCCAGAGAAAUACGAUCCAUCGCAGCAACCCUACGAAUAUUACCAAGUGGAAUUCGAGUACUUCAAAUUGCUAUUCGCCGCGCUUUCGCCUUGGGGUAAAGGUGACCAAUCCGAGUUCAUCGCUGAACGGAUCUUCAUCUUGUUCGAUGAAAACAAGGACGGCUAUUUAAAUUUCAAAGAAUUGGUUUUGGCUAUUUCGCUGACUGCAACGGCAGAUCCGGCGCAGAGGUUGAAACUCCUAUAUACCAUCCACUUACCUCCGAUUCUCCGAACUGUCGACAUGGAAUCGCCUAAAAGGAAUGAGGCUGGCGCCGAGAUUGCAUCGGAAGCCACCGAUUUCUUCGAUAGCAUCGAGGCCGACGAGCUGAGCGUCGCAGUCGAAUCCGCUCCGAGCUACUCUUUCCAGAAAUCGUUUGAAUCGCAAGCUUCGAUCGACAGUCAAACCGAAUCAAUCGGAGAAAGCAAGAGUCUGAGCAAUCUCAGAAACUUGGUUCUAUCGAAGGACGGCAAAUUCAAUAUGAAAACUGUACCGAAAAUGACACAGCCGCACUUCGUCACGCUCUGGAAGAACGUUUACGAAAUAUUCCAGUUCCAACAGGAACAAGAAACUUUCCAUGCCAUAGCUGAGGUCGGAACGCUUCUGUUCGGUAUGGGCGACGUCAGUAAGAAGUUUUUCAUAAAUAGGGACGAGUCGGAGGAUUCUUUGGCAGCAGCAGCGGCCGCCUGCAAUUCCUCCACGUACCUGGACGUAUCCCCCGACAAAAAUGGAAAUCCUCAAACGCCGUCCGAGAUCCUCCAAUGGUACAUAACAGUGGAUCAAUUUCUGGCUUCAGUGUUGAACUCUCGACCACUCGUCGAGUUCUUCUCGACGCGCGCCAACAUUUCCGAAGGCAUCGAGCAUUUCAAGAACCGUAGAUUCAGUAGAUUGCAUAGCCUGUAAAACAAAUAAACCUUUUUACUAUUUUUUAUUUACAAUGUUAACCAUUCCGCAGGAUUUGCUUGUUUACACAACAUAUUUAA